UUUAACCAUACUUCUAUGAAUAGAAAAGCCCUAACCCUAAAACCCUGAAAUUCUUUGUUCGGAUAUCAAUUGAACCCGAAGGCGAAGGCUUUUACCAAUUUCAGAAUGGGUUCGUCUGACAGAGAAGUGGACAGUGAGUCCGAUGCUCCCGAGGAGGUCACUUUCCAAGAGGGUAUGCAACAAGAUGAAGAGAUAGGAAAAGUCCAAAGAGAAAAUAAGGCCAGGGUAGUUCGUGAGGAGAAAGAACGUCGGAGGAAGUGGGCACAAAAGUUGACGGCAAGGUCUUUGCCGAAAGAAGAAAGCAGAAUAGAUGAAGAAGCAACUGAAACACAUGAAGAGUCUCAGGCUAACAAAGGAAUGCUACCAGAUGAAAUUGUCAAAAUUCUUGCAGAACGUGAGAAAAAAGUUUUCACAUCGGACUCCGAGGACGAGAAAGUUGAGAAGAAGCCUGCUACAAAAAAGAGAAAGUCAAAAAAAUCAGGGUUAGAACCUGUUAUCUUGAAGGACAUACCACCUCCUCAGUGUGUGCAAAAUUCACUGGAAUUUUUGAAGAGAAGAAAAAUGCAGGUUCCGAGAUCUUCUGCAGUUUUGAACAAUUCAAACCAAGCACUCCGCCUCCUGUCAACAUCUGGCUUGUUAAAGUAAGACUGGAGGGAAAUUGCAAUGGACUACUUGAAAUACUCACAAUCUCAUUUUGAUACGACUAGUUGCAUUUGUUGGCUCUUAAAUCUUUACCUUGGUUGAAGUUUUAGAAAUUUAGUGGCAUUUGAAUGAGAUAUAAACCAUUAUAUACGUCUUGUAUGUUCUACAAUAACUUAGCGUAUAUGAGGAUGCCUUCUCUGGAAUUUCUUCCUUGUUCUUAAUCUAACUUUGCAUUGAUACAAUCCUUUUGGGAUGACUUCGCUUCCGACU
Sesamum indicum (sesame) is the source of this 912-nucleotide messenger RNA. Its product is annotated as UDP-N-acetylmuramoyl-L-alanyl-D-glutamate-2, 6-diaminopimelate ligase. NCBI's taxonomy places the organism in Eukaryota, Viridiplantae, Streptophyta, Magnoliopsida, Lamiales, Pedaliaceae. The record is from RefSeq and is a predicted model, not a curated record.